CUAGCCACUACCAGAUAACUGUGUGCUGUACGUAGACCUUUGUUAGUGGCUGUGUGUGACACAGGAGGAAGCGGCGUCACAGGUGUCACAUUUAUAAAAUCUGACUCAGUCACUGAUGUAAACAAGAUGAACAAAUACAGGAAGCAGAUAGCAGAGCAGUUCCUGAGUCAGGCCCUGAGCAUCAUUUGCCUGCUGACCGGAGAGGAAUAUGUUGUUGUGAAGAAGAGGCCCUCCCACAGCAGCAUUCACCGGCAGAGCAGAGAGGUACCUAUAAAGUGUGAUGAUGUUGCUGUGUAUUUCUCUCUGGAGGAGUGGGAGUAUAUAGAGGGACACAAGGAGCUUUACAAGGACGUCAUGCUAGAGACUCACCAAGCACUAAGGACUAUGGAGAUGCCAGGAAACAAGAGCUCCGAACUAACAGGUCACAGAGAUGAAAAUCUAAUCACAGGAGCACAAGGAGAACUUGCGCAGAAUAUUCAGCCAGUGGAGUCCCCAUCAGACGUCUCUGCUGAACUAACGGGUUACAGUGAUGAAAAUCUAGACACAGGAUCACAUGGAGACCUUGUACAGAAUAUUCAGCCAUCAGAUAUCUCUGCAGCUGUUAAAACAGAAGAUCUGAGUGUAACGUGUCAUCUGGAAGCUCCAAAGCAGGAAAUGUGUGACAAUGACAAUGAAGUUGAAAAUGAUGCUAAGAUUUCAUGUAACAUGGAACAAACAGAAGAUCUGUGGCUAAGAAAUAUAACAGAAGCUACAGAGCAGGAAAUAUGUGACAAAAUAAGUACAGGUGAAAAUGAUGCUAAGAUUUCAUGUAACACGGAACAAACCGAAGAUCAGGGGCUACAAAAUAUAACAGAAGCUGCAGAGCAGGAAAUAUGUGACAAUAUAAGUACAGGUGAGUGUAUGUGUGUGUGUGAUGGGUCUAAGGGAAGUAGGGCACAAGUGAGUGUAUGUGUGUGACAUGUCUGUGGGAAGAAGGGCACAUGUGAGUGUGUGUGACAUGUCUGUGGGAAGAAGGGCACAAGUGAGUGUAUGUGUGUGACAUGUCUGGGAAGAAGGGCACAAGUGAGUGUAUGUGUGUGACAUGUCUGUGGGAAGAAGAGCACAAGUGAGUGUAUGUGUGUGACAUGUCUGUGGGAAGAAGAGCACAAGUGAGUGUAUGUGUGUGACAUGUCUGUGGGAAGAAGGGCACAAGUGAGUGUAUGUGUGUGACAUGUCUGUGGGAAGUAGGGCACAGGUGAGUGUAUGUGUGUGACAUGUCUGUGGGAAGUAGGGCACAAGUGAGUGUAUGUGUGUGACAUGUCUGUGGGAAGAAGGGCACAAGUGAGUGUAUGUGUGACAUGUCUGUGGGAAGUAGGGCACAAGUGAGUGUAUGUGUGUGACAUGUCUGUGGGAAGUAGGGCACAAGUGAGUGUAUGUGUGUGACAUGUCUGUGGGAAGAAGGGCACAAGUGAGUGUAAGUGUGUGACAUGUCUGUGGG
This is a messenger RNA of Bombina bombina (fire-bellied toad), 1477 nucleotides long. RefSeq names its product oocyte zinc finger protein XlCOF7.1-like. Gene Ontology annotation, biological process: regulation of DNA-templated transcription. The transcript has 9 exons. Lineage: Eukaryota; Metazoa; Chordata; Amphibia; Anura; Bombinatoridae. The record is from RefSeq and is a predicted model, not a curated record. Bases 127 to 957 code for a protein of 276 amino acids.